Messenger RNA from Physcomitrium patens, 3524 nucleotides. RefSeq lists its product as uncharacterized. Gene Ontology annotation, biological process: DNA-templated transcription. The record is from RefSeq and is a predicted model, not a curated record. Lineage: Eukaryota; Viridiplantae; Streptophyta; Bryopsida; Funariales; Funariaceae. Gene Ontology annotation, molecular function: protein dimerization activity; DNA-binding transcription factor activity.
GAAGGAGGAGAGGGAGGAGAGGGAGGGACGAAGCAGAAGGGCGAUGAGAGAAAAGGCCUGUCGCUUGGUCUUGUGUGCGGAGAGUUCCAGAGUCUGCAGAGUUUGCAGGGAGUGCGUUGCUCAUGUUUGGUUCUCAUUUUGGUUGAUUGAGUCGUGGGUUACAUUUGGAAGACAGUGUGUGUGUAAAAGUGAGAGUGCGAGAGUGGAGGAUCGAAGGUGUGAGGAGUGUUUAAGUGGUGGUGGUGGUGUGGGUGAGAUGAGGGUGCGUUGAGAGGGAGAGAGGAAGAGGAGGAGGAGAGUGUGGUGCGACCCGGAGAGUGGGUUCCAGGGUUUGCGCCCGGUUGUCCGUGCAUGCGCAUGUUGUGGACAUUCAUUCACGAUGGACACGUGAAUUCGACCCCAGGGUAGUCCCCACCAGGGGAACCACACACAAAUUGGGUGCAGCAGCUGUGGAAGCGCAUGAUGAGCAGGACGCAUGCGUGGGUGGGCACUGGAUGUUGACGCUUCAAGCGGGACGUUCUCCAUGCGUGCAGGAUGAAGAGCAAGGUUAAGAGGAUAAAGAGGAUCAAGUGUUAGACUGUUGGAAAGGAUUUGGGAUUCCCCACUGUGGAGAGGUCAACCGUUGAGGGAGGGAGUGAAUGCUUGGAGGAGACGGUAACCAGGUUAAAGCAUCAACUACGUAGCUAGCCUUGGAUCGAUCAGUAAACCUUGGCGAAGAAACUAGUGAGGAAUUGUUCGAGGUUUUGGAGGCGAGUUUUUGGGAGCGGUUUCUUGAGAAAUAUCGAAGAGGGGCAGCACGUGCAAGGAGUUAGUGGUUCUACAUGCAGCCGCCAGACGAAGAAGAGUUUUGUACUAGGUAGAUGGCGUUUGUCGCCACCGCGGGACAGAAGCAGCUAGUGCCUGAGAGGGCCAUAAGAUCUUCUUCUUCCCUGGGGUACAGUAGCUUCGGGGAGUUGGCGCCAGGGGAUUCCGUCACGCAGCAGCAACGGGAGUUUCAGGUUGUGCACAGAUAUACCAUGGCGCAGCAGCACGCAGAAAGGGCUCAGUCCCGCCAUUUCGCACACAGCGAAGAUACUAAACCGUCCACACACGACUUUCUUUCUCUUUACGACAAAGGGUCACAGCAAGCGGAAAACGUGUCUAGUGCCGGAUUAUCUUCAUCACUCACCACACAUGAUUUUCUUCAACCAUUGGAAAGAAAUGGAGCCCGGCCAACGAGUAGAGACGCGCCCGUGCUACGUGAGAAACACUCAAGUGGAGAGAAUGGGCAGUCUCGUCACUCCACUCCGGGCCCGGGUGAACAGGCUCAUCCCACUUCCUCGCCUAAUUACGCAGCCAUCAAGGUCCCUUACACGGUGCCUCCAAAUUCUAUGCUUCGCAUGGUGGGUGAGGCUGAGGCCGUGCGUCAAGGCAGGAAUUAUCCCAUAGCGACUCUCUCGUCACGGGAGGAUCACAGCGGUUCUGAGACCUUCAAAGGCGUGGAGAUAGCCGUAGGCCCAGAAGCUGCUAAUGCACAAGAGAACCUUGCACAUUGGCCAGGUGUGAGAUUCCAAUUCGGUAUGCCACCAGAUUUAACCUUUACUGCAGGAAACCCAGCAGCGAAGAGUGUAGUUGAGAAUGGACAUCAGUUACUACCCACUAUGACCAAGCAUUGGGCACAAGCCGCCCAAGGUAUGAUUGAAUCCCCGAAACGACCCGCACGACCACCAUCCGACGAGGAUGAAGACGAUGACGAGGAUUCAUCUGAGCGGCCUAAAGUAAAUCGGAAAGAGCCAAUGUUGCGCAAAGGGGAUGGAGCACAGAGAAUGGAUUCGAAGAACGCAGAUUUAAGAGGUGUCACACCUAGGUCUAAGCACUCAGCCACUGAGCAACGGAGGCGUAGUAAAAUCAAUGACAGGUUUCAAAUGCUCAGAGAUUUGGUUCCUCACAGUGAUCAGAAGCGAGAUAAAGCUUCCUUCUUACUUGAGGUUAUAGAAUAUAUCCAAGUCCUCCAGGAUAAGGUACGGAAAUAUGAAACUGUGGAGCAAGGAAGGCAUCAAGAAAGACUCAAGUCUAUGGUCUGGGAUCUCUGCAAGCGAGGUGCGGCAGGAUCAGGAGACGAGACAUCUCAAAUCAAUGCGCUGGUCUUCGCCAAGGACCUCAACUCGGGAGUUAGGUCUGUAGAUAUCAAACCAGGAACAGAAGUACCCGCUGACCGUGUGCCACGUUCUUCUGAAGAGGCAGCACCCAUUUCUGAAGCUCAUUCGACUGGGGGCCUCAAUGCCCAACAGGCCUCUAGUCGUCCAGCUUGUAGCAUACACAGCUGUGUUUCAUCGUUAGGUGGUGAAAAAGAGAGUGCUACUGCUGUUACUGCAGUUGGAGUCCCUCUUCAGCAGGCCAUUCCAUCACCACAUGCCUUUCCCAUAGUCCCCUCCAAGGGGCAACGUGAGCAGGACAGUAACCGAGGCACACCUGCUUCAAAUUCAAAUGCUCCUAGGAAGGAGAAGACGAGUGAUAUGGACCUUGUGAGCUCUCGUGAGAAUGGGUAUGCUCAUGACACUACCCCAGAUCACCAGUUCGAAGUGAGGCCUCGCAUCUCUUCCGGCCAAGCUGACCAGAACUCUGACCAUCAACCAAAAGACCAUCAGAUGUCAGCUACAACAAUUGUAGGUAGAAUGGAUGGGGUCCAAGCAGGGCUGCUAUCCAGUGCUCCUAGGCAACCACAAGGAGGACCUCAACACAAAGAGGACGCAAACAAACACACAAGGCAUCCACAGACAAAUCAGAAUGAUCAUAUGGCUACUCGAGAUGGCUUUGCCGUUUUUCCUAAUAUUCCUCAACCUUUUCCACGUAUACAAGGAGGAGUCAUCAACGUGUCUUCUGUGUACUCUCAAGGGUUGUUGGACACUUUGACACGAGCAUUGCAGAGUUCCGGAGUUGAUUUGAGUCGAGCAAAUAUAUCUGUCCAAAUUGAUCUCGGGAAGAACGCUACAGUAGCUCCUGGUGAUACUUCAGCCAAGGUUGCUACAACGCCGGAGUCCUCCGCUCAAAGUCAUCAAUCUCAGGGCAGGACCCGACCAGCACCAUCAGUUCCAGAGUCUGAACCUGCACGGAAAAGGCCGAAGGUUGAGAAUCACGAAUAGCUGGAUGUCUUGAAUUUGAGAAUCAUUUGAUUACCACUUCAAGAGAAUUGUAUCGUACCUGGGCGUGAUUCAUGCCUCUGGGUUUUGAUCUACCUGACCCUAGGAUCACACACAGUUUUGUUGUGCCAAUGGCAAUUACGUCAGGAGGAUUCUAGAUUACGUUUUGAAGAUGGUUUUAGCGACACUCAUCUAUCAUCUGCCAGCACAGCAUCCAUAGCCUUGUAGUGGUCUUCUAACAGGGUGUAGCUAUUAUCUUCAGCAUACACGAAGCAUCAUUGUCUGCUUCGUAGUGGGUGUGGGAAGAUCGAAAAAGAUAGGUACUCCCUCUUGUGUGGUUUUGAUGACCUUGCAGGUAUUUAUUCCCUGCCAUCUGUAUAAUACAUCGAUAAUUUCUUGAGAUCA